CCCGGCCCGGGGGAGCAAUGACAUCACGCGGCCUUCUGCAAGCUCCGACACAAAGAGCGGCUGGGAGAGGCCUCGGCCAGGGAGGCCGGUGGCAGCCGCUGUGUCUCCGGGCCCCCCGGCUCGGGCUCCACCAGUGGGCUCGCCUGCUGGCCUGCGCCCUGCCAUCGCCGACGCCGCCCCGGGAGCGCAGCUGAGCCCGCCCGGCCGCCGGCCCCUUCCCUGCGGGCGCAGGCCCUGGGAGGGGCGCCGGGAGCCUGCCGCGCAGCAUGCACUGGGGGGUUGGCUUUGCCUCUUCUAGGCCGUGCGUGGUGGAUCUGAGCUGGAACCAGAGCAUCUCCUUCUUCAGCUGGUGGGCCGGGUCGGAGGAGCCCUUCUCCUUUUAUGGGGAUAUCAUCGCUUUCCCUUUGCAGGAUUACGGUGGGAUCAUGGCAGGGCUGGGCUCUGAUCCCUGGUGGAAGAAAACCCUUUAUUUGACCGGGGGAGCUUUGCUGGCCGCGGCUGCGUAUCUGCUGCACGAACUCUUGGUCAUUAGGAAACAGCAAGAGCUUGACUCCAAAGAUGCUAUUAUUCUGCAUCAGUUUGCAAGACCUAACAAUGGUGUCCCCAGUUUAUCUCCUUUCUGUUUGAAAAUGGAAACGUAUUUAAGGAUGGCUGACUUACCCUAUCAGAACUAUUUUGGUGGAAAACUCUCUGCUCAAGGGAAAAUGCCUUGGAUUGAAUAUAAUAAUGAAAAAGUUUCUGGCACAGAAUUCAUAAUUGACUUUCUGGAAGAGAAACUUGGAGUGAACUUAAACAAAAACCUUGGCCCUCAUGAGAGAGCUGUGUCUCGCGCUGUGACCAAGAUGGUGGAAGAGCACUUCUACUGGACGUUAGCUUAUUGCCAGUGGGUGGACAAUCUCAAUGAGACCCGGAAGAUGCUGUCUCUUAGUGGUGGUGGUCCCUUCAAUAACCUGCUCAGGUGGGUCGUGUGCCACAUAACAAAAGGAAUUGUGAAGCGCGAGAUGCACGGCCACGGCAUUGGCCGCUUCUCAGAGGAAGAGAUUUACAUGCUGAUGGAGAAGGACAUGCGGUCUUUAGCAGGGCUCUUGGGUGACAAGAAAUACAUCAUGGGGCCCAAGCUUUCCACACUUGAUGCCACUGUUUUUGGACACUUGGCACAGGCGAUGUGGACCUUACCAGGCACAAGACCAGAGCGGCUGAUCAAAGGUGAACUGAUCAACCUUGCUAUGUACUGUGAGAGGAUCAGGAGGAAAUUCUGGCCUGAGUGGCACCAUGAUGAUGACAAUACCAUCUAUGAAUCUGAGGAGAGCAGCGAAGGCAGCAAGACACACACUCCGAUGCUGGAUUUUAGCUUCUACUCAAGGACAGAGACCUUUGAAGAUGAGGGAGCCGAGAACAGUUUUUCCAGAACCCCAGACACAGAUUUUACUGGACACUCAUUGUUCGAUUCUGAUGUGGACAUGGAUGACUACACAGACCAUGAGCAGUGCAAGUGAUGCCCAACCUCACUGACCCUCUUCUUUUGGAACUGCCACUCCCUGGGAUUGGUUCAUUUUCCCAGGUAGAAAUCCGUAUGAGCUGAGAGGAAAUUUUCAAGCUUGGCCCAGUUUUCACAUGUUAACUGGAGUAUAUGCCACCUUAUUUCUUUUUUCGUACAAACUAAACAUAGAACCAUUCAAAUGGUUCCAUUUAAAAGAAGCAAAAAAAAAAAAAAAAAAAAAAAAAAUGUCAGCAUGGUUCCUGAAAUCCAUUUUUUGUUUUCAUUAGAAAACCAAUAUUGUGUGGUAGGGCAGGUACUUGAGUGGGCUAUCAACUGAAUGUUUACAUUGAUUCUCUUCAACUGAGGACUUAGUAGUCAAAUGGAUUGUUGACCAUCCUUCAUCUAGUGGUUUGAAAUAAUGAGAGCUAUAGUCAGAAAAAUAUAGGAGAUAAAUGUCCUUUGGUGGCUUUUGUACUUAUGUGUAUAUGGUGUGUUGAAACAGAAGUCAAAUAAGUGUUCAAAAAGUCAAUGGACACCUACUACGUGUGAAGCACCAAGAGGGGGUGCUAAUCAAUAUCAAUUUUAUUCUAAGCCCUGCCAGUGACUAGCUGUGUGGUUUGGGGCAGGUCCUUCAACUAUCUUGUGCCUCAUUUCUCCCACCUGGGGAUGACACUACUGUCCACCUACCUACCUCACAGGGGUGUUGUGGGGAUUCAUGUGGCAACAUUAGCAUGGCACUUUAAACUUGGAAGUGGUAUGACAUGAACGUAUUUUAUUC
This is a messenger RNA of Nannospalax galili (Upper Galilee mountains blind mole rat), 2258 nucleotides long. RefSeq names its product failed axon connections homolog, metaxin like GST domain containing (gene Faxc). The record is from RefSeq and is a predicted model, not a curated record. Gene Ontology annotation, cellular component: cytoplasm. Bases 267 to 1496 code for a protein of 409 amino acids. NCBI's taxonomy places the organism in Eukaryota, Metazoa, Chordata, Mammalia, Rodentia, Spalacidae. The transcript is spliced from 6 exons.